Scomber japonicus (chub mackerel) is the source of this 3891-nucleotide messenger RNA. It is a transcript of the gene prdm15, whose product is annotated as PR domain containing 15. The record is from RefSeq and is a predicted model, not a curated record. Gene Ontology annotation, cellular component: cytoplasm; nucleus. The transcript is spliced from 24 exons. Bases 284 to 3763 code for a protein of 1159 amino acids. Gene Ontology annotation, biological process: cell fate commitment; regulation of transcription by RNA polymerase II. NCBI's taxonomy places the organism in Eukaryota, Metazoa, Chordata, Actinopteri, Scombriformes, Scombridae. Gene Ontology annotation, molecular function: DNA-binding transcription factor activity; histone deacetylase binding; RNA polymerase II cis-regulatory region sequence-specific DNA binding.
ACAAAAUAAAGCUGCUCACAGGUUAAUGCAUGUAUACAUACAAAAUCAGCCACUGCAAUCUGGAAAUUCAGAGCUAUGUGUGGUGAAUGUAAUUUAGUUAAAUUAGUCAAAUAAAUAACACCAAAAAGAGGCUUUGUGGUAAAUAAUAAAAUCACAUUCAUAUGUUUUAGUGAUCCUAACAUGUUGUUAUGUAGUUUAACGAGCUAAAUGACACCUCUAAUUGCCUAAUUACAGCUUAAUUGGGCUGCUUUAUGUGACUUCUGAUGAGCCUACAGCCCCCAUAAUGCACUCGGCGCGGCUCGUUUCCGGUCCUGCGCCGUUUCUGGAGCGGAUUGGAACCCGGAGUCAGGAUUCGACAAAUGAAGUGUCUUUUGCAGAAAAGGUUGACAUAAUGGCUGAGCAGACGCCAGAUGAGUUCAUCUGGUGUGAUGACUGUGGCCAGUACCAUGACUCUGAGUGUCCUGAGCUGGGACCACUGGUGACCGUGGAGGACUCCUUUGUCCUCAGCCGGGCUCGGUCCUCGUUGCCAAGCAGCUUGGAGAUCCGACAGGUGGCCGAUGGAGCGGAGGGGGUGUUUGUCAAGAGUGUUUUGGUCAAGAGGACCCGGUUUGGGCCUUUCGAGGCUAAGCGUGUCCCCCACCUGGAGACAGAAGGAGCGUUUCCUCUGAAGAUCUUCCAGAAGGACGGCGUGGUGGUGUGUUUUGACUCCAGCAGUGAAGAAGACUGCAACUGGAUGAUGAUGGUACGGCCUGCCACCAACUACAAACACCAGAAUCUGACGGCUUACCAGCAGGACGAGGAGGUGUACUUCAACACCUCCCAGGAUGUGCUCCCAGGAACAGAGCUGAGGGUCUGGUAUGGAGCUUUUUAUGCCAGGAAGAUGGAGAAGCCUAUGCUUAAGUCUCCACUUCAGCCCCCACCACUUCCACCAGAUCUGACAUCUUCAUCUUCCCAAACAGAGACCUCAGAGAAAACUAGAGCCCUCCUGCCCCCAGUGGCUGAAGAAAACAAUGCAGGCCACAUGCUGAGUCAUCUGGAUGAGGCAAAGACCGUAACGGAGCUUCCGGUUGACUCGCUCCUGCCCCAGGAGGAGAGCCUGGUUGGUCCUGAUGAGGAGGACGCCCCCCCUGCUGCAAAACCUGCCCCCAAGAGAGGGCAAGGCAGGGGUAGGAGAGCCAAGGGACGUAGACCUGGAGCCACAGCUGCCACAGGCAAAAACAAAGAUGUGAAGCCACCAGUGGAGAGCUCGAAGCCGGUAACUACAGAGACAGCAUCAGCAACAGUAACGACAGCAGAAAGCACCAACCUGCUGGGGGCUUCAGACAGCAGCGGGGUUGUCCUGAAGAGACACAAGGCCAGAGAGCACAAGAGGGUUUACCGCUGCUCCCUCUGCAACAAGGUCUUCCAGAACAGCAGCAAUCUGAACAGACACAUCCGAUCUCAUGGUGAUAAGUUGUUCAAAUGUGAUGAAUGUGACAAGUUGUUCAGUCGCAAGGAGAGUCUGAAGCAGCACAUCUCUUACAAGCACAGCAAGAAUAUGCCUGACAUGGAGUACAAAUAUAAAUGCAACACAUGUGAGAAAUCAUUUCGCCUGGAAAAUGCCUUAAAGUUCCAUAACUGCCGGACAGACGACAAGACGUUCCAGUGUGAUAUCUGUUCGCGGUUCUUCUCCACCAACAGCAACCUCUCCAAGCACAAGAAGAAGCACGGCGAGAAGCUCUACUCCUGUGAAAUCUGCAACAAGAUGUUCUACCGCAAAGACGUGAUGCAGGAGCACCACAGGAGGCACGGAGUGGGGCCGAAGCACAUGAAGAAAGAGGAGCUGGAAGCCAACGGAGAGGAAGGGACCAAGUACAGGAAGGAACCUUCACCAUGUCCAAUCUGUGGCAAGGUGUUCUCUUGCAGGAGUAACAUGAACAAACAUCUGUUGACUCACGGUGAUAAGAAGUACACCUGUGAGAUCUGCGGCCGCAAGUUCUUCCGCGUGGACGUCCUGCGAGAUCACAUUCAUGUUCACUUCAAGGACAUCGCCUUAAUGAACGAGCAGGAGAGAGAGGACUUUAUCAAGAAGAUUGGCAUUUCGGCAGGCGACAGUGACGACACGGACCUCGACGAUGAAGACGACGACGACCCCGAGCUCCACAAGUACAACUGCAAGAAAUGUCAACUGUCAUUUGCAAAGGGCCGAGAGUACCUGAAGCACAUCAUGGAACAGCACAAGGAGAGAGGCUACAGCUGCGGGAUCUGUAAUCGCCGCUUCGCACUGAAGGCCACAUACAAUGCUCACCUGGUCAUCCACAGAGAGCAGCUGCCCGACCCUGCAGUGCAGAAGUACAUCCACCCCUGUGAAAUUUGUGGGAGAAUCUUCAAUAGUAUCGGUAACCUGGAAAGACACAAGAUCAUCCACACCGGGGUGAAGAGCCACAGCUGUGAUAAGUGCAACAAAUCAUUCGCGAGGAAGGACAUGCUGAAAGAGCACCUAAGGGUCCACGAUGACAUCCGAGACUUCCUGUGUGCAGAGUGCGGGAAAGGCAUGAAAACCAAGCACGCUCUGAGGCACCACAUGAAGCUUCACAAGGGCAUCAAAGAGUACGAGUGCAAGGAGUGUAACCGCAAGUUCGCCCAGAAGGUCAACAUGCUGAAACAUUACAAGAGACACACGGGUAUAAAGGACUUCAUGUGUGAGCUGUGUGGGAAGACUUUCAGUGAAAGGACGACACUAGAAACACACAAGCUCAUCCAUACAGUGGGUAAGACAUGGACAUGUGUUACGUGUGAUAAGAAGUACCUGACAGAGUACAUGCUGCAGAAGCACGUCCACCUGACCCAUGAGAAGGUGGAGGCCCAGUCGUGUCACCUCUGUGGGACCAAGGUAUCCACCCGCGCAUCCAUGAACCGCCACCUCCGACGCAAACACCCCGAGGUGGUGUCUGUGAGAAUCGAUGAGUUUGACGAUCUUCAGGAACCUCCGACAAUCAAUGAUACAUCUAUCAGCAUUGUGCAGCCCACCCUGACCCUGGAAAAAGAUGGCUUGUCUCAGGAGAGGCCCAGUCGACCGUCCCGACACGCCAAGAAGAGGCCUAGGGUUCAGGCCGAGCCAGAGCUCUCUGAAUCUGACGAAUUUGUUGACUUCACUGAGCACAGGCCCGAGUCCAUCACUGAAUUUAACGCCGUCAUAGUUGGAGAUGAGACCGAGACGAGCUCUGCUGUGCAGAGUAUACAGCAGGUGGUGGUCCUCUCCGACUCCAACGCCCAAUCAGCCUCCUCCCCCAACAGCUCGGUGGGCCUGACCAACAUCACUGUCACACCCAUCACCAGCCACGCCCCCACCCAAUUCACCAGCCUGCAGCCUGUAGCCGUGGGCCACAUGACAGCCAGCGACCGGCCCCUCACACUGGACAACUCCAUCCUCACCGUCACCUUCGACACCGUCAGCGGCUCGGCCAUGCUCCACAAUCGGCCCGCCGAACUCGUCCCAGAGACGGUGGGUCCCAGCGGGGGCACGGCGCCCCAGUCAGUCGCCCACUUCAUCAACCUCACCACUCUCGUCAACCCCAUGAAUCACCAGCUGGAGGCUCCGACUCUGGCCUGGAGGCCUGUACCUGCAGCUGACGGCACCCAGGUCACCCCUGUGGUGGAGGGUGCUCAAGGUGACAGUCAGGAGGCCCAGAAUCAGGGCCCCGAGCCGGGCCGGCCCAGCCAGAACCAGCCACCCAACCCCCAGCAGCAGACCGGAUCGGCACAGCAGAUGUUCAGCUACUAGAGCAGAGACUGGAGGUGCUGGUCACCUCACACUCACAGACAUUGUCACAUAGUAGAGUAGAUUUUAUGAAACUGUACAAAGCUUUGAUCACUGUCACCCAGAUGCCUCUCCAGUCCCAUGGAAAUGAA